AUGAUCGAGUGUCAGCCUUGUACUAAGCACAGAGUUCUGAAACUACUGGACAUCCUGCCGUCCCGCGGUCCUCAAGCUUUUGACGUGUUUCUUCAGUCUCUGGAAGAGUUCCCGUGGGUCCAGGACACUCUGCAGAAGGACCAGGCCAGCACAGCACACAGCUCCACAGAUGUUGUUUAUCUCAGUGACCACAUCCUACGCAAGGUGCCCACAGACCGCGAGCUGUCCCGUGUGGCCUCUCUGCUCGGGGGGCAGUGGGAGACCGUGCUUUUGGACCUAGAGCUCACUGCAGAGGACUUGUACCGGUGCCGUGUGGACCACAGGUCAGAUGUGCAUGGAGCAGCUCUGGAGGGGCUGGUGCACUGGAGACAAGCUCAAGGGAAGAGGGCAACUGUCCAGCGACUUGUGCAGAGUUUGGAAGUAGCAGAUAUUCACCUGUCUAUGCUGCUGGACACCUUUCAGUGA
Messenger RNA from Knipowitschia caucasica, 465 nucleotides. The record is from the annotation of a GenBank genome assembly. NCBI's taxonomy places the organism in Eukaryota, Metazoa, Chordata, Actinopteri, Gobiiformes, Gobiidae.